Messenger RNA from Sodiomyces alkalinus F11, 1410 nucleotides. RefSeq names its product asparaginase. Lineage: Eukaryota; Fungi; Ascomycota; Sordariomycetes; Glomerellales; Plectosphaerellaceae. Gene Ontology annotation, molecular function: N4-(beta-N-acetylglucosaminyl)-L-asparaginase activity. The record is from RefSeq and is a predicted model, not a curated record. Gene Ontology annotation, biological process: protein deglycosylation. The transcript has a single exon. Bases 164 to 1276 code for a protein of 370 amino acids.
AUUUCGUCCGCUUACCAAGUGAACCCUUGGUUAUCAUCAGGGCGUCCGCUUCUACCAAGUACUGGGCAAAAGAAGGUUAAACGGUGUAGUCCCACGUUCGUACUCUCUACGGCGUUGUUCAUACAGAGGAAAUAAUUUCGAGCUACCGAGGAAAGCCGAUAUUAUGGGAUCUCCCCUUGGCCUUAGCAAGGCCGCCCUAGCCCUCUCCUUCCAGACGGUCAUCUUCCUCUCUCUGCCAUCGAGCGUCUACGCCAGGCCGUCACCAGGGUGGCCGAUGGUCAUCAACACUUGGGGAGGCCCUUUCGUGAAUGCCACUGAUGCCGCCUACGAGGCCCUCCUAAGGAGGGACGUGUCCGCUCUAGAUGCCGUCGAAAUCGGCUGCACGGUAUGCGAGGAGAACCAGUGCGACGGGUCAGUGGGCUUCGGCGGCUCGCCCGACGAAAACUGCGAGACCACGCUGGACGCCAUGAUCAUGGACGGCGUCACCAUGAAGUCCGGCGCCGUUGCUGGCCUGCGUCGCAUUAAAAACGCCAUCGGCGUCGCCCGUGCCGUCUUGGAGUACACCUCACACACCCUCCUCGCCGGCGACCUGGCCACCCAGUUCGCCAUCGACAACGGUUUUCAGGAAGAGAACCUGACCACCGACGCCACCCUCGCCCGCUGCGCCACGUGGCGCGAGGGCAACAACUGCCAGCCCAACUACCGUCAGAACGUCUCCCCCGAUGCCAGUGCCGGCUGUGGGCCUUACACGCCCCUCGCCCUCGACUCGUCUUCGCCGGACUACUUCGGCCUCAUAGCGCCGGACGCCGCGCAGGCGAGCCACGACACCAUCUCCCUGAUGGCCAUCGACGCCGCGGGCAUCAUGGCGGCCGGCACCUCCACCAACGGCGCCUCGUUCAAGGUCCCCGGCCGUGUGGGCGACGGGCCUAUCACGGGGUCGGGGUCCUACGUCGACGGCGAUGUCGGCGCCUGUGGCGCCACGGGCGACGGCGACAUCAUGAUGCGCUUCCUGCCCUGUUACCAGGCUGUCGAGAACCUGCGGCGCGGGAUGAACCCGGAGGAGGCCGCCUACGAUGCCGUCCUGAGGAUGGUGCGUAAGUAUCCGGCCGUUGCGAGCGGGAUCGUGGUCGUGGACAAGGACGGCGAACACGGAGCCGCUGCGUCGGGCUGGGGGGGCACGUUCACCUACGCUUUUCGGGGAGGGCUCAUGAAUGCUACCAACGUGGUGGGAGUGCCUAACAUUUGUGUUCCUGACUCUCUCAAGACGCAGCCGUGAUAAAGGAGAACAGACAAGGUAGAGAACGAGCACGAAUUUGAAGUUGUGAAGUUGCAAGAACAUAUAGUUGCCCUCGUAUCCCUCGGCGGUCAUUACAAACUAUUAGCUGGAUUAAUACACAGCGUAGAGUCGGC